This is a messenger RNA of Amoebophrya sp. A25, 774 nucleotides long. Lineage: Eukaryota; Dinophyceae; Syndiniales; Amoebophryaceae. The record is from the annotation of a GenBank genome assembly.
UUGCGGGGUGUAAAUCUUAAGAUGUACCCAGGUGAGAUUUUUGUUCUGCUUGGACACAAUGGUGCCGGCAAGAGUACCACCAUGAAGGUCCUGGCGGGAUACAUUUCUGACUAUUCCGGCAGCGUCCAAAUUUACCAGUACACGGAUGUGCGAGACAUGCGGGAGAGAGGGGAGGUAGGCUACUGCCCGCAGCAUGUGGUUCUGUGGGACGAUUUAACUGUGAAGGAGCACGUGAAACUCUUUCAGGCCCUGAAAGCACCGCGACGGCGCAUGGCGGUUUUCCAAAGCACUUCUUCUUCGAAAAAAGCAAGGAAAAAGGAUGGCACAAAGCCGCAGAUGAUAACUGCGUCAGCAUCUGGCGCAACGACUGUGGAACACCACGAUGUGUAUGCACAAGAACAAGCUGCCGUGGAUGAUUUGCUACGGGAGUUGGACCUCUACGACAGGAAGGACACACUGGUGAGAAAAUUGUCCGGCGGACUGCAGCGACUUCUCACUGUAGGUCUCAGCUUUGUCGGAAGUCCGAAGUUCGUGAUCUUGGACGAGCCGACUGCAGGAGUUGACCCGAUUACAACAACGAAAAUCUGGGAAUUUCUUCACCGCAUGAAGCGAGACCGGAUUGUCAUGCUCACCACCCACUGCAUGCUCGAAGCCGAGAGCAUCUCCGAUCGAGUUGGGAUCAUGAAAGACGGCCGCAUUGAGUGCUGGGGCAGCAGCGCGUUUCUGAAACGUCGUUUUGAGUGCGGAUACAAGUUACUGUUGGAACUAAACUCU